AUGGAUUCAACUGCAAUGUCCGAGACCAGUAACAUAGACCAGGAGAAGCAAGCAGCCACGGAGACCGCCGUCGACUCCAAAGACCCGGUCUAUCCCAGCUUCGCUGCGACGGUGGUCAUCAUCCUGGGUCUCUAUCUAUCUGUUUUCCUCGUGGCUCUCGACCAGACGAUCAUUGGGGUUGCCAUUCCCGAAAUCACCAACCAGUUCAAGAGUAUCGAGGACAUUGCAUGGUAUGGGAGCGCCUACUUUCUGACCUCCACGGCGCUUCAACCGUCAUAUGGAAGACUUUAUAAGAUAUUCAGCGUAAAAUGGAGCUUCCUAGCUGCGAUCGCAUUCUUCGAGAUCGGCUCCCUCAUCUGCGCCGUGGCGCCGUCGAGCACGGUCCUCAUCGUUGGUCGAGCAAUUGCCGGAAUCGGAGUCGCGGGAAUAUUUUCCGGCGCAAUGGUCAUCAUUGCACUGACUGUCCCCCUGCCCAAACGGCCGCUCGUCUUUGGCAUGUUCGGCAUGGUGUGGGGCGUGGCCUCCAUCGUUGGCCCUCUACUCGGAGGUGCAUUUACCGACGGAGUUUCAUGGCGAUGGUGCUUCUAUAUCAACCUCCCCAUCGGCGGCAUCUCGAUUGCAAUCGUGCUUUUCAUCCUUCGACUACCGUCAAACAGUGACGCCACAACCAAACCCCUCAUCGAACGUAUUAAGCAGCUGGAUUUCAUCGGCGCCAGCAUCCUGAUCCCCGCCAUCGUCUGCUUGCUGCUCGCGCUGCAAUGGGGCGGCAACCAGUACCCGUGGAACAACUCUCGCAUCAUCGGGCUAUUCAUCGGGUUCGGGUUGAUGGUCAUCAUCACCAUAUACACCCAAAUCAGACUCGGUGACAGGGCCACGCUGCCCCCGCGCAUCAUGAAGCAGCGCGCGGUAGUCGCCGGCGCAACCUUCGCCGUGUUUUUUGGCGGCGCAUUCUUCGUCUUGGUCUACUACCUCCCAAUCUUUUUCCAGUCGGUGCGGGGCGCCUCGGCGAUGAAGUCCGGCAUCCAGCUCCUCCCCGUCAUGCUCGCGACUGUUGUCUCCUCGGUCGCGGUGGGAAUCUUGGUCACGGUCUUUGGAUACUACACUCCAUUCUUGAUCGGAAGUACCGCGAUUGCCGCCAUCGGCGCGGGCCUCGUCACUCUCUACUCCAAGGACAUCUCCUCCGGCAAAUGGAUCGGGUAUCAGAUCCUGGUUGGCGCCGGCGUGGGCGCCGGCUUCCAGAUCCCCAUCACCGCCGUGCAGACGGCGUUGCCGGUGGAGGAUAUCCCGACCGGCAGCGCGGUGAUCAUGUUCUUCCAGACGUUGGGCGGUGCGCUCUUUAUCGCCGUGGCCCAGUCCGUCUUCCAGAACGGAUUGAUCGAAGGGAUUGUGGAAUAUGCGCCGAAGGUCAAUCCCGCGGAUAUUGUGAAAGCGGGCGCCACCGAGAUGCGAGAGGUCCUGACUAGAUUGCACCUGGAGGACCAGCUCAGCGGGGUGAUCGAUGCGUAUCUGAGCGGACUCAAAGACACAUACCGUGUUGCGUUGGCGUUGUUCCUUGUCUCCUUUGUCGCCAGUUGCUUUUUCGAGUGGCGCAGUGUCAAGGGGCAAUCUGAUGAAAACAAAGGCAGUGCUGUACCCGCUCUGUGA
This is a messenger RNA of Aspergillus terreus NIH2624, 1644 nucleotides long. Its product is annotated as MDR family MFS transporter. The coding region runs from base 1 to 1644 and encodes 547 amino acids. The record is from RefSeq and is a predicted model, not a curated record. NCBI's taxonomy places the organism in Eukaryota, Fungi, Ascomycota, Eurotiomycetes, Eurotiales, Aspergillaceae. The transcript has 4 exons. Gene Ontology annotation, molecular function: transmembrane transporter activity. Gene Ontology annotation, biological process: transmembrane transport.